Molecule: messenger RNA, 1644 nt
Organism: Chaetomium strumarium
Lineage: Eukaryota; Fungi; Ascomycota; Sordariomycetes; Sordariales; Chaetomiaceae
Product: phosphatidylinositol N-acetylglucosaminyltransferase-domain-containing protein
Exons: 2
Coding region: 1-1644 (547 amino acids)
Biological process (GO): GPI anchor biosynthetic process
Cellular component (GO): membrane; glycosylphosphatidylinositol-N-acetylglucosaminyltransferase (GPI-GnT) complex
Source: RefSeq, a predicted model, not a curated record
AUGGCCCCUUCCUCGGGGCUCCAUCAAUCCGCCAUUCCCUCCGACUUUGAAGCUCCGUUUCCACCGCUGGUGCGCUCGUCGACGGCGCCUAUCGGCCCCCGGUCCCACAGCGUCCACAGCGCCCACCGUUCCCACUUAGCGCCCGAAGAUGCCUACGCGCCGCUCUCGCCGCCGCGUCGUCUCGGGCCCUUUGACGGCGGAAGGAAUGGCUCUGGAACGGAUUCACGCCCGAAUCGCGGCAGGCGCAACGAUUCCCGCCGGAGUCGGAGCAGGAGGCGCAAGCGCUUCCAGAAGCUCCUUUGGGUGAAACAAUCAUAUCCCGACAACUACACCGAUCAGGCUACAUUCCUCGAGAAACUCCAGCGCAACCCGCGGGUCCGGCCCUAUGACUUCUGGCCCUUGGUUGCUGAUUCGACCGUCAUCGUUCAGCACGUCUGCUCCGUGAUCAUAUUCGUUGUAUGCUUUGUGGGUAUCUUUCAAGAGCGCGUAAGCCCCGUGGCGGUGGUCGGAUGGAGCAGCUUCGCGACCUUCCUCGGCUGGCUGUUAUGGGACUGGUGGGUUACACGGGAGACACAGGACAAAGCAAAGGGGGCGGAUGGGACGGCCCGGAUGAUGCGGGGCGGGCAUGCAUACCGGGACUACCGGGCGCCUCUCAGGCAAGACUCGACAGGGCCGGACCCGUCGAUGGUAAACGCUAGCACUUUCAGCAUCUCGAGCACGUCAAAUCUACCCUCUCCAGCAAGCUCGACCUCCAACCUCCUCCAGGACCAGCAUCAGCCACAGCGGGUCUUAUUCCAACCACUCAGCAGCAGCAACACCGACAACCUUGGGCUGCUCGCUCCGACACACAUGGACUCGCGCUCCGUCAGUCCCCUCCGCUCGGGCACUUCCCAAGCGAGCGCCGCCCCCAGCCCCAACACCACGCCCCGUCUUAGCCCGGACGGUGAACCCGACCUCUCGUCAUCAACGACCCCGCCUUCCCCUCCGCCGGCCCGCAACAGCCGCGCCUACGUCCGCGUGAGCACCAUUAAGUCGGCCAUCCUCAUCUACUUCACCCUGCUGGGCCUCUCGCCCAUCCUCAAGUCCCUCACGCGCUCGACAUCCUCCGACAGCAUCUGGGCCAUGUCCUUCUGGCUGCUGGCCAUCAACAUCUUCUUCUUCGACUACUCCGGCAGCAGCUGGGUAGGCGGCUCCUUUUCUACUACGGGCACCACCGCCAAACGGAUGCCUGUCGCGUCCCUGUCGACCAACGCCGCGCUGAUGGCGUCGACCGUGCUCGCCAGCCGGCUGCCGAGCACGGGCCAGGUGUUCAGUUUGACGCUGUUCAGCAUCGAGGUGUUUGGGCUGUUCCCCGUGUUCAGGCAGUAUGCGCGGCACAGGAGCUGGCGCUAUCACGCUGUCUUGACGGUGCUGCUCGUGCUCGGCGCCGGGGGAGGGGUGGGGAUGAUCUUGGGCGACGAAAAGGGGUGGCCGUGGAAGAAGGGCCUGUUGGGGAUGGUGGUGGGCUGUUUGAUUUCCGCGCUGGCCAUGGGCGGGUGCAGUUGGUGGCUUAUUGGGUUGCAAAAGUAUAAGAACGAGAUCUAUGGGCCGUGGGACCCGGCGAGGCCGAUUAUUAUCAGUCGGAGGCAUUGGGAUGAUGAGUAG